AUGACGAGAUGGUUGUCCUUCUUCGCGGAAUACAACUUCCGGGUCGAGUAUAAGCCCCGGAGGUUGAAUGUCGUCGCGGUCGCGUUGUCGCGACAACCAGACUACGCUAUCAAGACAGCCGGUAUCAACAGGAUUGAUGUCGCUCGGACCUACACACCGUCGUCGUCCUUGUUGGACGAGGUGAAGGCCGCGUAUGCGCAUGACACAGACGCGAAGCAGCAGAUCGAGUUCCUCUCAGCUCCUUCCGACAAAGCACGUCGGAAGUUGGCCCCUCGUCUACGAGCGAGUGCACAUCGGUAUCGUGUGCACGACGGUCUACUGCUUUACAGCGCUGUAGACGACAAUGCGUUCCGCAUUGUCGUGCCGAGUGAUCCUGACCUGCGCAGCAGGAUCAUGUACGAGUGUCACGAUGUCCCCAAGGCGGGACAUCCAGGACGUGAGAAGACGUACUCCCUUCUUACGCGAGACUUCUAG
Phytophthora megakarya is the source of this 474-nucleotide messenger RNA. Lineage: Eukaryota; Oomycota; Peronosporomycetes; Peronosporales; Peronosporaceae. The record is from the annotation of a GenBank genome assembly.